This is a messenger RNA of Lactuca sativa (garden lettuce), 1261 nucleotides long. Its product is annotated as zinc finger protein CONSTANS-LIKE 3. Lineage: Eukaryota; Viridiplantae; Streptophyta; Magnoliopsida; Asterales; Asteraceae. Gene Ontology annotation, molecular function: zinc ion binding; DNA-binding transcription factor activity; protein binding. Gene Ontology annotation, cellular component: nucleus. The record is from RefSeq and is a predicted model, not a curated record. Gene Ontology annotation, biological process: regulation of flower development.
AGAACCAAAACCCAAAAUCAAUUAAACAAAAGCCAUCAAAUAUACUCCAUGAGCAAAGAGAGCUGGAACAUGGCUGCGACCCUUUGUGAUUCCUGCAAAACAACGUCGGCAGCUUUGUUCUGUAGAGCAGACUCCGCCUUCCUCUGUAUACCAUGCGACGGCAAGGUCCACGCGGCGAACAAGCUCGCGUCUCGCCACGCGCGUGUGUGGAUGUGUGAUGUUUGUGAGCGAGCUCCGGCGAGCUUCACCUGUAAGGCGGACGCUGCCACCCUCUGUGUUACCUGUGACCGCGAAAUCCACUCAGCAAACCCCCUCGCCCGCCGUCACGAGCGGUUUCCGGUGGUGCCAUUUUAUGAUCCUGCAACUGCCGUGUCGAAGGUAGGUGGUGGAGGUGAUAAUGAUAAUGAUAACAACGACCACCAUUUCCUAUUGGAUUUUGAUGUUAACGUCGCCGGAACUGAAGCUGAAGAAGCGGAAGCUGCUUCGUGGCUUAUCCCAGAUCCAAAUAUAAACAAAAUCGUUGAUGGAUCUGAGGAUGAUAAUAAAUCGGAGUACUUGUUUAACGAGAUCGAUCCAUACCUUGAUAUAGAUCUGAAAACGCCGGAUCAAAAGGCUAAUCAGAUCAUUCGCAGAUACAAUUCCCCAACCGAUGGAGUUGUUCCGGUGCAAAACAAGAUCGAAAAUCGCCAUUACCAGAUGCCACCACAUGCACAUGCUUCUUCUCCAGAUGUAGUGGAGGGAUUACCUGCAUAUGACGUCGAUUACACCGGAUCUAAGCCUUUCAUGUACAACUUCACCUCUCAAUCCGUCAGCCAAAGCGUAUCAUCAUCUUCACUGGAAAUCGAAGUAGGCGUCGUACCGGACCACAACGCAAACGCAACCAUGGCGGAUGUAUCAAACAACCACCACCACCCAUCAUUACCGGAAGUAUAUCCGACUCCUGUGUCGGGUUUCGAUCGUGAAGCCAGGGUUUUAAGAUACAAAGAAAAGAGGAAGAACAGGAGGUUUGAGAAAACGAUUCGAUAUGCUUCGAGGAAGGCAUACGCAGAAACAAGACCCAGAAUUAAAGGACGAUUCGCCAAGCGAACUGAAAUCGAUCUAGAAGUGGAAGACACCUUCAUUUCCCCAGAUUCCUCAUACGGCAUCGUUCCAUCCUACUAAUUAUGUUUUUCUUUUACAUUUUUUUCGUCCAUGUGUGUUUUUUGUUAAUCCAUGUGUAUAUAUAUUAGAUGACCUCUUAAUCAAGUACUAUUUAUAAUAA